This is a messenger RNA of Tribolium castaneum (red flour beetle), 2246 nucleotides long. Its product is annotated as galactose mutarotase. Gene Ontology annotation, biological process: beta-D-galactose catabolic process via UDP-galactose, Leloir pathway; glucose metabolic process. Bases 947 to 2017 code for a protein of 356 amino acids. The record is from RefSeq and is a predicted model, not a curated record. The transcript has a single exon. Gene Ontology annotation, molecular function: carbohydrate binding; aldose 1-epimerase activity. Lineage: Eukaryota; Metazoa; Arthropoda; Insecta; Coleoptera; Tenebrionidae.
GGCAUCCCGAACUGAUAUAGCCAAAUCGAGCCCUCACUGAAAUAGGUUUUACUGAUGAUGCGGAUAGAUGGCCUUAGUGUUUUACAGGAAAAAGAAGUCCUAUUGGCGGAUUUAAAAUUUCAGAUUAUUGAAGAAAAACGUGGUACCGAUGCGCGGCUGACAAGUAAAAAUUUCACAAACGUCAGCAAAAUUUGAGUUUAUUUUUUAUUUCACGUUAAUUUUUCAAAGUUUUAUUAAGAUAGUGGUUCAAGGUGUCGUGUUUGGGUUAGACUAUUGCCUACUAUCGGUUAGGAACAACAUGAUCUCUAAAAAUAUAACGUAGUAAUGAGCUCCAGAAGGUUUUCGUAGAUAGGUGCGUUUUUCCCAACAGUGAGUUUUUUGAGACCGAACCGCAAGUGAGUCACACUGCGAGGAGACUCCCAUAGACAAAAGUUGCAAACAUAAGGUGCCAGUUUGGCUAAUUGCAAGUAUGUCUUUAUCAUCGAUUCGGUGACGACUGUUAGUUUUGUAAACUUAAUGGAUUUAAUAAAUAUCUUUAAUAUUAAAUGUGAUCGUGUCAUGUUGGGUAAAAUUCUUCCAUCUGUGCUGUCUGUGCAUCCACCUUUUCAAAUACAAUUAGAAAAUUUUCAUAAUAAUCGUAUUUGAUAAGAUUUUGACAUCAUUUUGACGUGAGCAAAAAUUAAAAACAUAUAAAGUAAUCGGGAUUAUUUUUAAUUCGCGCCCUUUUUAGUACGUGAUGAUGCGGCUAGAUGGCUUCAGCUAGGAAUUCAUUGCCAACCAUUAUGUUCCGCUUCUAUAAAAGUAUUAUUCUAGGUUAGAUACUGAAAAUAAAUAAAAUUAAAUUUGAAAUUUUAAUGCGAAACUUAUAUUUUUUAAAUGUUUGUUGUUAUGAGUGUUAUGUUGACUUUAUGAGUGUGAAUGUUGACUUUCCCGAACGAAUUGAAAAAUGGUAAAACUAACAGACGACCAGUUCGAUUUGUACACUUGCACAAGCACUGGAAAGUCCAUUCCAGUCCGCCGUUUCACUUGGACAAACCAAAGCAAGAUAUCCGUGCAAGUCAUUACUUAUGGAGCGACUACAACGUCCAUAAAAAUUCCCGACAAAAAGGGGGUUAUCAAAGACAUCGUGGGGGGCGGCAACACAAUCGAAGAGUACCAAAAAGCCCAAGUUUACUUUGGCGCAACCGUGGGCCGCGUCGCCAACAGAAUCGCAAACGGCCAGUUCAAACUUUUCGAUCAGACAAUCAAUCUAAGCAAAAAUCAUGGCAAGCACCAAUUGCACGGCGGCUUCCUCGGCUUUGAUAAAGUUAUUUGGGAGAGCUACGUCAGUGGUAACAGGGUAGUGAUGAGUUACCACUCGGCCGAUCUCGAGGAAGGCUACCCUGGCGAUGUUGUGGUAAACGCUACGUUUGAACUAACGGAAAACAACGAGUUUUUGGUCGAGUAUAAGGCCACAACUACUAAACCGACUUAUGUCAAUCUGACAAACCACUCGUACUUCAAUUUGGCCGGUCACGAAGCUGGGGCUAGUGAACUUUACAAACAUGUUAUUUGCAUAAAUGCAGACCGAAUAACUGACGUUGACACUGACUGUAUUCCCACUGGAAAGUUACUACCAGUGGCUAACACUGUAUUUGAUUUACAAAUUCCCAAAAGCCUCGGCGAUAUCAUCGCCAAAGUCCCCAAAAGCGACGGUUUUGACCACAAUUUUUGCGUCAAUAAAGGCACAGAGCAAGGAACUGCAUUCGUUGGAAGGGCUUACCACCCUGACAGUGGCCGGAUGCUGGAAGUGUACAGUAACCAACCCGGAGUGCAGUUUUACACCGCGAAUUUUUUCCCCGAAAAUCCGAAGAUUUUGUCAGGCAAAGGCGCUUCGUAUUGCAAACAUGGAGCUUUCUGUUUGGAAACGCAAAAUUGGCCUGAUGCUCCCAAUCAUGAUAAUUUCCCCAAGAUGAUUUUGGUGCCCGGUGAGACUUAUUGUCACAACGUGGCUUACAAAUUCUCCGUGAAGAAUUAAUUUUCGUUUUAUUAGUUUCUUAAAAAUUAGAAGAUUCAAAUUAGGUUUGUUAGUUUCUUUUCAAUUUGAUAAAAUAGAAAAAGUUACUCACGUACCAAAAAAGCUUCCUUCGGGCGGUUUACUUUAAAAUAUGGUUAACUUUUAUAUAAACGUGACACUUGCUGUUUCAUCAACUUUAGUUAGAACUUAUUUAACUAACUGGACUAAUAAAUUGAACAUUUGUGUUUUA